AUGGCAGCUGCCCAAGAGCAGGGAUUUCUGUUGUGGUCACUAUUGCGCACCCCACCCCCUCCCCAGGCCCUGGACGAUUGGGACAAGGCCAGCUUCUGGGACAAGGCCAGCUUCGGGGACUUGCCCGAAAUACCUACCCUGCGCCUGUCCCUGCCAGGACGGGUACUCUCCAGAGGUCUGCUCCGGGGUCCCCGCGAGCGGCUGCGAUGUACCCCCCCGCCCCGCCGCGCCUCGCAGUGUAUACUCACCUGCGCCUCCUUAGCCGCCGCCCGGCUCGCCCAGCUCGGCCCUCCGCAAACUCUGGCCCGGGCCUCUCCCGCAGCCACCGCCAGGGGGCGGGGCCGGCACCGCAUCUGGCCAAUCAGAAGCGGCCGCUCGGCGCUCGCGGCCAAUCCACUCCACGCCGCCCCGCUUCGGGUGGAACCCGAAGGAAACAUUCCAGAGGGAUCCCUGAGCUUCACUCGAUUCUUCACCACACCUCCCCCGCGCCGCGGAGCGUUGGACCUUCCCGCCCCUCCUAAGCCGCGGCGGGCUGUACCACCGCGAGGCUGCGGAAGGGGGAGCUGA
This is a messenger RNA of Rangifer tarandus platyrhynchus (Svalbard reindeer), 567 nucleotides long. NCBI's taxonomy places the organism in Eukaryota, Metazoa, Chordata, Mammalia, Artiodactyla, Cervidae. The record is from the annotation of a GenBank genome assembly.